AUGCUGCAUAUGGACAAUUCAAAUAGUACUAUUGGAUCGUGUGAGCAGAACCAUCUUUCACCAAAUUCAUUAGGAAACAAGAAACUGUUCACACCUGGCCCUCUUGGUGUAAGCCUCACUACACGCCAAGCAUUGCUAAAAGAUCUGGGUUCCAGAGAUACAGAAUUUAUAAAUACAGUUAGUUUCAUAAGACAAAAAUUACUUGACAUUGCAGGUGUCUCAUCUCAUAGCUUUACAUGCGUUCCAAUGCAGGGAAGCGGCACAUUUGCAGUUGAAGCAGUGCUUACUACUACUGUACCAAGAACUAAUGGAAAAGUACUUGUAUUAGAGAAUGGUGCCUACGGUAAAAGGAUUGGACAGAUUUUGAAAGUAUUGGGUGUGGAAAACACAGUGUUGAGUUUUGAUGAAGACAAGUCUAUUGAUGUUGGUGUGGUUAAAGACCACCUUCGCAAGGAUUCUCUCUAUACCAAUGUGUCCAUUGUACAUUGCGAAACCAGUGCGGGCGUUUUCAAUCCUGUAUCUAAGAUUGGGGCACUGGUUAAGAAAUAUAUCCCAGAUGCAUAUUAUUUCGUAGAUGCUAUGAGUAGUUUUGGUGCAGUACCAUUGGAUCUUGAAGACAGUAACGUACAUUUUCUUGUCAGUUCUGCUAAUAAAUGUCUUGAAGGUGUCCCUGGUUUUUCUUAUGCCAUUGCACAUAAGGAGAGUUUGCUGCAAUGCAAAGGUAGAGCAAGAAGUAUGAGUCUGGACUUGGUUGGACAGUAUGAGGGUUUGUCAAAGAAUGGACAGUUUCGUUUUACUCCGCCAACUCAUACCAUGCUAGCUUUUAAACAGGCGCUGAUUGAACAUGAAGAAGAGGGUGGAGUAGUAGGAAGAGCCAACAGAUAUAAAAAGAAUAAUGCAAUCUUGAAAGAUGGGAUGAAGAAAUUUGGAUUUAAAGAACUUGUGAAUGAUAAUGAUCAAGGAUACAUCAUCACAUCAUAUCAUUACCCAAAAAAUUCAAAUUUUAACUUUCAAGACUUCUAUGCCAGACUGAAUGAUAAAGAUCAGGUCAUAUAUCCAGGUAAAGUGACGACUGCAGACUGUUUCCGCAUUGGAAAUAUUGGUCAUCUGUACCCGGAAGAUAUGACCAAUCUCAUCAGUUGUAUAGAAGAAGUCUGUCGCGAUAUGAACAUGAGUCUGCCUCUUGUUGAAUAA
Molecule: messenger RNA, 1194 nt
Organism: Saccoglossus kowalevskii
Lineage: Eukaryota; Metazoa; Hemichordata; Enteropneusta; Harrimaniidae
Biological process (GO): organic phosphonate catabolic process
Molecular function (GO): 2-aminoethylphosphonate:pyruvate transaminase activity
Source: RefSeq, a predicted model, not a curated record